Molecule: messenger RNA, 1880 nt
Organism: Pelmatolapia mariae (spotted tilapia)
Lineage: Eukaryota; Metazoa; Chordata; Actinopteri; Cichliformes; Cichlidae
Gene: ess2
Product: ess-2 splicing factor homolog
Exons: 10
Coding region: 224-1654 (476 amino acids)
Cellular component (GO): catalytic step 2 spliceosome
Source: RefSeq, a predicted model, not a curated record
CGUUCGGGCUGUGCGUUGUUUGUACGCUGGUGGCUAAAAGUCAGCUAAUGUGUUAGAGUUGGUGGCGUUGGGCAUUUUUAAGUGUCGGGUUUUUACGUUGUUGGUUUACUUUUUAAGCGGUGUUAACCCACUGAAAGAAACACCCUCUAAUAGCUUAAUUUUCGUCGCUAUUUGUAGUAGAAGAUUAUUUAGCCAUCUGGCUAGGAGGCUAACAGGGACCACAAUGGAGGGCAGCGCCAGCGUGAGGAAAGCACUGUCCGGGACUCUCGUCCCUUUGGCGGUCUCAGCAGUGGCUCUUCAACAGCAACCAGAGGAUGUGGAGAAGGGAACGCUGAAGAGAAAAGUCCUGGAUGAGGAGGAGUACAUUGAGAGCUUAGAGAAAAUUAUCCAGAGGGACUUUUUCCCAGAUGUGACAAAGCUGCAGGCACAGAGGGAAUAUCUUGAAGCAGAGGAAAAUGGAGACCUGGAGAGGAUGAGAGAAAUUUCCAUCCGAUACGGAUCUUCGUUGACAAAAUCUACACCGCAAUCUUCUGCACCAUAUGUGACGCCUGCUAGCUUUGAAACACCAGUGGGCCGGUCGGGAUCCCCUGCUUCCACUUAUUCUGCUAAAGCUGUAGAUGGAGAGAAGAGGGCUGACGACACAGAAGAACAAAAUCUGCCCAGCCUGGACCGCUUCCUCGCUAAGAAUACCAGUGAGGAUAAUGCAUCCUUUGAACAGAUAAUGGAUCUGGCAAAAGACAAGGAGAAACUGAAGCAUGCCUGGUUGUAUGAGGCUGAGGCUGAAUUCAAACAGCGUCAUGAGCAGAACCUUGCCUUACCAUCAGUAGAGAAGGCAGCACUCGAAUGCACCAAAGCUGGACUGGAGACCUGGGAGUACAAAGCCAAGAAUGCCUUGAUGUAUUAUCCAGAGGGUGUUAAAGAUGAUGAUGCCAUCUUCAAGAAACCAAGGGAGGUGGUUCACAAGAACACCCGCUUUGUUGGAGACCCAUUCAGCAAAGCUCUCAACAAGAGCCAGAUUCAACAGGCAGCAGCUCUCAAUGCACAGUUUAAACAGGGUAAAGUAGGUCCUGAUGGGAAAGAGCUUAUCCCACAUGAAUCCCCAUCAAUGAAUGGAUAUGGUUAUGUAAAAACUCCUUCACCUGCACCUGGUGUAGCCGAGUCACCUCUGAUGACCUGGGGUGAGAUCGAGAGCACACCAUUUCGUCUGGAUGGAUCAGACACCCCGUAUGUUGAGAGGAAUCAUGGACCUUCUUUUAAGAUCCCAGAACCAGGGAGACGAGAAAGGCUUGGUUUAAAGAUGGCCAACGAGGCUGCCGCUAAGAACCGUGCAAAGAAACAGGAAGCGUUACGAAAAGUCACAGAGAACCUUGCAAGCCUGACGCCUAAAGGUCUGAGCCCGGCCCUCUCGCCUGCCCUGCAGAGGCUCGUAAAUCGGACUUCCAGCAAAUACACAGACAAAGCACUGCGAGCAAGUUACACCCCAUCACCCUCACACAGACUCGCUGCAUGCAAGUCUCCCUUCGGGGGCCCGGCGACUCCUUCGGGAACGCCAACGCCGAACAAAGCAAAGACUCCAAUUUCUCAGGACGUCACGUCGCUCACAGACAAUCUGCUGCAGCUUCCCAAAAGACGGAAAGCAUCGGACUUUUUCUAAGAGCAGCGCCUCUCUGCUUGGAUUGUACAAAAAAAACGACUUAAUAUAUACAUUAAAGAGCACAUCAUUUUGCUGGAGGACUGGAAAAAGAAAUAAAUGGUGGAGUAGAGACUAUAAAAACUUUGUGCACUAAAAUGCAACAAAGGUCAUUGUAGGUCCAAGAGAAAUAAUUUGAAUGUCUGAAUUCUAUUUUUUUUUUAUUGUCUUUAUCUCGCAUGCAAGGGUU